CACGCUAACUAUAGCCAUGUUUAUCCCAGUUUAGUUCGUUUGACGUUUCAUGAAACAGGAGUUCAUUUGCGUGACAGUCGGACGGGCUGCUGUGUUACAUGUUGGUCUUUCUGGCAGCUGAACAGUGUCACUUUCCAUUCAGAAACAAGGCGAGGGAAGCGAGCUAAGCCCCUCGCAGCUAGCUAACAGCUGCUUAGCUUUGAGGAGAGUAACGUCGCUGUGAGGCAGCCAACCAGGCACAAAGCUUCUAUGAGCUACGACUGUCUGCCCCGAUCAGAGGAUGUAUCCGCCUUCCAGAAAGGACUUCAUCUCUCUGACACUCAGUGAUCCGCACAGCCACUCCUACAACAACGGCAAGCACCGCAGACAGUCCUGCUGGAGGAAAUGGAAGCAGCUGUCUCGGCUCCAACGAAGCCUCAUCCUGUUCCUGCUGGCUCUGCUGCUCAUAUUUGGACUUCUCUCCUAUCCAAGCAUCACAAAGCAAUGGGGAGGGUUGGCGGACAGGGAGGACUGGCUGGAGCUGAAUGACAGAGAGCUGAAGGCCAUUCCUCCAGGUGUGAAGCCUGUGUUGGGUCCAGUUGCAGAUAAAGCUCCCGUUCCUGUGGCGAGGCCACAUGUGGGACCAGCUGUGGGACCAGCUGUGGGACCAGCGGUUGGACCAGCGGUGGGACCAGCGGUGGGACCAGCUGUGGGACCAGCUGUGGGACCAGCUGUGGGACCAGCUGUGGGUCCAGAUGCUGUGGCGGAGCCCAGAGGACCAAACACCCCCAUUUUGGCAAAACCUCCCACUAAGAAAAAGACAUUUCCGAACAAGAGAGGUCCGCCGAGCCUACAGAAAGAUGGAAACGUUUCAGAUACAGUCGGUGGGGAAAAGCAAGAGCAGGAGGUUGUUCAAGAUGGAGGAGGCGGGGAUGAGGAUAAAGAAAAGAAGCUUGUCAGCUGGAGAGGAGCGAUGAUUGAAGCCGACCAGGCCACUGAGCCUCCACCCUCCCCCAAUGAGAAAGAAGCUGCAGCGCCCCCAGCCAACCCUGCUGACACUGUCCCACUAGAAGUUUCAACUGGAAAAGUGGACAGACUGGAGGCAGUACGUGAUGCCUUCAGACAUGCGUGGAAGGGCUAUAAGGACUUUGCCUGGGGUCAUGAUGAGCUCAAGCCCAUUUCCAAGUCUUUUGGCGAGUGGUUUGGACUGGGUCUGACCCUCAUUGAUUCCCUGGACACAAUGUGGAUUAUGGGCCUAAAAGAAGAGUUUGAAGAAGCAAAGACCUGGGUAGAGAAAGAGCUUACCUUCAACAAGAAUGUGGACGUGAAUCUUUUUGAGACGACCAUCCGUGUCCUUGGGGGCCUGCUCAGUACCUACCAUCUUACAGGAGACCAACUCUUUCUAGACAAAGCAAAAGAUCUCGGGUCCAGGUUGAUGCCUGCCUUCAAAACUCCCUCAAAGAUCCCAUUCUCAGACGUCAACAUCGGGAAGGGAACAGCCCACCCCCCUCGCUGGACGUCUGACAGCACGCUGGCUGAGGUGACGAGCAUUCAGCUGGAAUUCAGAGAGCUGAGCCGCCUCACCCAGGAGCCACAGUACCAGGAGGUUGUGAAUGAGGUAAUGAAGCUGGUCCACAAGCUGCCAGGCAAACAUGACGGCCUGGUGCCCAUGUUCAUCAACACCAACAGUGGCCAGUUCACGCACAAAGGAGUCUUCACACUCGGUGCCAGGGCAGACAGCUACUAUGAAUACCUGCUUAAACAGUGGCUCCAGGGAGGCAAAACAGAAGACGACCUGUUGGAGGACUACCUGCAGGCCGUGGAGGGAGUAAGAAAACACCUUGUGAAACAGACGGGGCCCAGCAGACUGACCUUUGUGGGAGAGCUGUCCCACAACCGCUUCAACCCUAAGAUGGAUCACCUGGUGUGCUUCCUGCCAGGAACCUUGGCACUGGGGGCCCACAACAACCUUUCAGGGGACCACAUGGAUUUGGCAGUGCAGCUAAUGGAGACCUGUCACCAGAUGUACACACAGAUGGAGACCGGGCUGAGCCCAGAGAUCGCUCACUUCAGCCUGCAGGCCAGUGAUGGGCGUGAUGUUGUUGUCAAGCCUGCAGACAGACACAACCUGCUGAGACCAGAGACAGUGGAGAGUCUCUUCUACAUGUACAGAUUCACCAAGGACACUAAGUACAGAGACUGGGGAUGGGAGAUACUGCAGAGCUUCAAUAAGUACACUAAGGUCUCCGGUGGUGGCUACACAUCCAUUAACAAUGUCCGCGACCCUGUUAACCCCGGCCCCCGGGACAAGAUGGAGAGUUUCUUCCUGGGUGAGACGCUGAAGUACUUGUAUCUGCUCUUGUCUGACGACGUGGAGCUGCUCAGUCUAGACAAGUAUGUCUUCAACACGGAGGCCCAUCCUCUCCCCAUAUGGCCCUCACCACCAAAGUGAUGUCGCCAUACAGUCGACGUCUGUUAAAAUCAGACCCGCAGAGUCCUGUAUGAGUCAAAGACUGUCACUGGCGCUCAGCCGGGCACAUCUCUAAGCAACCAUCCAGGCUGGACUGCUGUGUCAAGCAGUGAAGCAGAUCUGAGCUGUCCACCUGUACUUUGAUGCAUUUCCAUGUGAAGGAGUUUUUUUUUUUCCCUUUUUCUUUACUUUUUCUAAGGAAGAGGUUUGUGUUAGAGCUGGUCUCUAAUGAUAAAAACUUUUUUUAAAAUCAGUUGUGAUGAGCUGGAGCUAACGGGAAACAAAAAGAAGAAAGUGGGAGUGCUUUAUCACUUGGUGACGGGGAGAAUUCUUGUAUUUACUCUUUGUGUUUCCCCCAUGUGCGGUAAAACCCUCAUUGUUCCUACAUAGUCAGGUGUCAUGGCUGUGAAGGAGUCAACAAAUGCGAUGUUUGAAGGUGCAGUAACCAGUGAUGGUAAUGUAUGGAGUAUGUGAAGCUAAAUUCAUAUUUAAACAUGUUGCUCUAAUGAAGGAAUCACAUUGUUUGCCCUUGCUUUGGCAACAUUCAAUGCACUUGCUCAUGUAUUAAUCUGAUGUAAAAUAAGUGAAGUUAGGUCUAGUUAGAACUUUUUAAUCCCUCUCAGGACUUUGUUUCCCUGUACUGUCCCGUCCUAAGUGUUUGGGAGCAGUGGGCGGUUAAAGUGCAGCGUCAGGGACCAGUUUCACUUCUGAGGCCAGUGCCUUGGCAAAAAGCAAAGGCAGAGUAUUCCUAAUAACUAACGUGCAUGUCUUUAAUUAAGACUCUGAGGCCAUCAGAUUAAAACAGUGGCUAUAAUGCUUAUUUUCACUCAAAUGGGACAGUUAAAGAGCUGUGAAGCCCCAGAGAGCAUUGCACUUCAGAUUGAUUACUUAUUGGUUGAUUACUUAUUGGAUCACUUUUGCACAUGUGGCAAUAAUGGCUUAGAUACUGAAAGACAAGAAGUUAAAUCUGAAGCUCACUGCACACACACACACCUUGUUGUGUGUUCAAAGGGAAAUCUGGUUGUUGAAUGAUCUUUACAUUUAGUGCGAAGUCAUGUUUUUUUUUUUUUGUUUGUUUUUUUUUUGGUCGUGGUACUGUGACCUAAAUGUUUGAAAGUAAAGUGUGUAUAAAGGUGUAAUGAAUGAAUCAGUCCUGAAUGAUUUUCAGUCCAGACUGAACACUUAAUGACACAGUGUUUUACUGAUGAAUGUAGACAUUUGAUUAUUUGUUUGUUUUUUAAUUUUGCCUUUUUGUCACGGAGGAACACUAACAUGCACGACUGUACCCUGCUUUUGAGUCUGAUCCUGGUUUUGAUUAUAUUCACACUUGUUUUAUAUGAAUUAAAGGGGAAUGGUCUGAGGCGACCAUGCAAUUAGAUCAAAGUAAACCGCCUGAGUACAUUAUCAUUUCCCCUGUCGGGGACGAGAUACUGUACACACAGCCGUUCAUUCAUCCACUCUCCAUAGAUGACUUGUUUAAGAAGUGAAGUUUGUUGAAUAGUUUUCUUCAUACUUGAAGGAGUUUGAUUCAUUGCUGUUUAUCAAUCCCUGACUCCCUGUCAAAUGUGAUGAAGAGCAUUGUGGGAGCUCUUUUUUUUUUUCCAUACGGUGAUGUUGACAAAUCAUUUUGAAGGACGUAUCCGGCCUCAUGUGUCUGCUGCUUUGAAGAUGGUUCAGUUCUUCUCUCUAUAAAGGAUCUUGAGGUUCUGUUUUGAUGGACAGCAGUGUUCCAGUUUUCACCAUCUUAUUCUUGUUAAUGAACUUCAUCCAACAGAGAGCCAUAUGCUAACCCACGCCAUUGAAUGUGCACCACGUUUGCCAACGCUCUGCUGUGCCUGUUGAAAUGAAUAUUGUGCUAUGGUGGUUUGUUUUUUUGUUUUGUUUUUUUGUUUUUUUAUUGCUGCUGUAUCAGUGGUGUUUAUUUGUGAAGUGUUGGGUGUGAAAGUUUGAUUUAUGGCUCGUAUUUUUACUCUGGAUGGGUGGGUGAAAAAACAACAUGGGUGUACAUAUUUUGUGUAAAUUGUUUCUACUGAAUCAAACCUGUGUGUCUGCUGGUAUUUGAGAUAUUUCCCAUCUUAAUGUUCUUUGCCAUCACAUCAAAAAAGUUUGGCUUUAAGCAAGUCUUUACUCUUCUGCAUUUCCAAUGUUUUUUUUUUUUCCUUGAAAUCUUUCAUAAAUAUUAUCAUGAUGGUUUAAAAACCCCUUUCAGACAUGGAAUUUGUAUCAUUUCUGCAUUCACCUGUCCGUUAAAGCUGUCAAAGUCUGUUCAAUGUAUGUUCAAUGGAUAGAGCUGCAAUACUUGCACACUUAAUUGCAUGUGUAAUUUAUUCUGUCUAGUAAUGUCCAUGCAAAGUUAAAAUAUGCUAAGACAUCAUUUUCACAGACUGUAUGUGAAGAGCAGGCCGCAUUAAUGAUGAUUUAAGACUUAUGAGACUGAUGUCUGAUUUAUUUUAUUUUUUAGUUUUUUUUUAUGUCUUUUGUCCACAGAGUGAACUCCACGUCUGAAAGGGGCCUACAGAUGCUCCAUGACUCUUACCUCAUUCUGUUAUGGUUUUGAUGAGUGUAAUAUUCUUAAUGUAAUUAUACUACAACUAAAUCUGCCAGCAACAUUUCACACUUGAUGGGAUGAAGCUGGCAUUAUUCUGUCGUUUUCCUAGUUGUCAUCAAAUUCUAUGAAAAACCAACAACGUGUUAGUCAGCUUCUUCCCAAGCCUGUCUGUGGCACUGGUUCCUUCUAAAAAUGUAAAUCUUCAAAAAUGGCUCACAAAUAUGUAGUUUCAUUUUUUUCUUUUUUAAGUCUCAGAAAUUCCCUCAAACAGCUGGGCAUUGUAGUUUUUAACAAAUAUUCAAAGAGGAGUAAACAGUGCAUUUGUUGGGGACUAUCUUCAGCUGUGGAUUAAUAUGCAUUUGGUGCUCUAGCAGGGGCAAGAGAAUGGUGUAUGUGGGUUUGAGUCAAAAUAAGUUACAGAGUGUGUAUAUUAUUGAAGGAACGUCACCCAGUGCAACAGUGUGGCUCACUGAUGUGUUUUCAAUAGUUUUUGGAAACAGUGGAGCUCUGUGGCAAAGAGGAAUAAGAUACAUGAGGCUUUGGCUACACAGGCAAUACUUUGAAAUAUAUUUCUACAUUGUUUUUGCAUUUACAUUUAUUCAUGUGGCAGAUGUUUUUGUUCAAAGUGAUAUACAAUUGAGGAACAGUCCAAGCCACAGCGGAUCGAUGUGAUCUUAUUGUCUCAUAUCAACAAGGACACAGAUUUUGCCUUUCCAUUUUUAUGAUGCAAGUAAAGCAGCUUUAUUUUUUAGCUUGAUCUGUAGUAACCAGUAAUACUGCCAGAGACAGUGAAUGACAGGUUCUUCUCAUUGAUAAAUAUUCUGCUCUCUCUCUUAUUAGCCUUUAUAUCAUAUAUUCAUCAUCACUGUUUUGUGUUAAGUAACUGAUGGUAACCGAAGAGAUAAAAGAAGACAAAAGACUCAUUGAGCUCCUCAUUGAGCUCCAUGGUGAGCUCCCACAAAACCUAUUUAAAUUCACUCAGCUCUGGCAUUUCAUAUUGUAAUGGUUUCACAGCUGAUUGCUCCACCUUAAAUCAUUCAUUAUUUUUUUUUUUUAAUGGAAUUAGGCGGUCUAAUCUAAUCUGACUUUUUUUUUUUUAAAUAUAAAACUCUUAGAGUAGUAAAAUGGAUUCUGCAGAGGUUGUUUUGCAAAAGCCUGUUGAGGAUUUUAAGGUUUUUUUUUUUUUUUUUUUUUAAAGUGGAGGGUUUAAUGUACAGUAUUUGAUCUACUCUCUUGUCACCUGAUUGGCCAAAUCUCCCUCUUUUGAUGAGACUGCUAAUUAUUCUUAAUGUAAUUACUAAUGAAUCCAAGCCAUAUCAAAAUGACAGCUCUGUUAUUUAGAUGUAUGUAGGCUACAGAACAACAGUGUUGUUGAUUGUUUCUUGCCUGCAGAGGUUCCUGCUUCACUGGCUGUGACCCUGUGUCAGGGACUAUCGACAUGGAUCAAUAAUGUUUAGUGCUUGAAAAAAAGACACAUCUUGACACAGCGGCCACUUCUCCAUGGUGAAAGAGCCUCUCUGUUGGCCUAUAAGUCAAUAAUCCAUCUAAAUAUUUUUGAGAAGUAUUCAUUUUAAAUUAGAAAUUACUUUUCACUUUUCUGUUUACUGCAGUUUUGAGAGCUGACACAGUUUCAGCACUUUCUCAUUUAUGUUUCUUCUUUUCAUGGUUUCUUACUUACCAUCAAACCCAUGUUCACUGUACAGAUGACUGAGCACUUUGUGGCUUAUUGCAAUGUUCACCAAAUUCAAACUAUUUUCCUGCCAACUACAUUUUUAAAUAAAGCUUUUCAGUGAACGUUUUGUACUGUA
Messenger RNA from Seriola aureovittata, 6805 nucleotides. It is a transcript of the gene man1b1a, whose product is annotated as mannosidase, alpha, class 1B, member 1a. Bases 281 to 2431 code for a protein of 716 amino acids. Gene Ontology annotation, biological process: carbohydrate metabolic process; N-glycan processing. Lineage: Eukaryota; Metazoa; Chordata; Actinopteri; Carangiformes; Carangidae. The transcript has 14 exons. Gene Ontology annotation, cellular component: membrane; endoplasmic reticulum. The record is from RefSeq and is a predicted model, not a curated record. Gene Ontology annotation, molecular function: mannosyl-oligosaccharide 1,2-alpha-mannosidase activity; calcium ion binding.